AUGGCGGCGGAGCGGGGAGCGGGCCUGCGCAUCUUCCGCGAUGUGAGUACGGGCACGGAACCCAUCCUUCGCACCGGCCACCUGCGAGUGUUUGGGGAGGGGCACCUGAUAUUAAGAAGAGCAGACAAGAAUGAUGAUGGAAAACUGUCCUUUGAUGAAUUCAAAGCUUACUUUGCUGAUGGAGUUCUGAGUGGAGAAGAACUGCAUGAGCUUUUUCACACCAUUGAUAAACAAAAUACUGACAAUCUUGACACAGAAGGGCUCUGUGAUUAUUUUUCAAAGCACUUAGGAGAGUAUGAAAAUGUUCUAUCUGUCUUGGAAGACUUAAACAUAACCAUACUGAAGGCAAUGGACAAAACAAAGAAAGACUAUCAGGAGGCUUCCAGUUUGGAGCAGUUUGUGACUCGCUUUCUUUUGAAGGAGACCCUGACCCAGCUGCAGUCCCUGCAGAGCUGCCUGCAGUGUGCCGCGGAAAGCGCAGGAGAGGCGAGCAAAAAGUCUCCUGUGUUUCUGUGCAGAAAAGAUCCAAGAAAACCAGAAGUGCUCUCAGUCCAGUGGCCAGGAAAAUGCUCAGCUCGAAGGCUUCAGAGGAACAACAGCCUGUCAUCAAAUAACCCUUAUUCCAGCACAGGUUGGAUUGAGGAAGACAGCCAAUGGGUGAUCCAGAUAAACAGACUCCAGAGGCUAAUUGAUAGACUGGAAAAGAAGGACCUCAAGCUUGAGCCAUUUGAAGAGGAAGUUUUGGAAGAAAAUGCAAGAUCUCAGAUAAUGAUUAUUCAGCACCAAAUGUCUGUGAAAGAAGAAAAAGUGGAAGAAUUCCAUCUUGCCCUGAAGCAGUACCUGGAAUCUGCUUCUGCUCAAGGUGGCUGCUUGCACCACCUUCAAAUGAAUUACAGCAAGACAUUCCAGAGAAGUAAUGUGGAUUUCUUGGAAACUCCAGAGCUCAUCACACCAAUGCUAGUCCCUGCAUCGUGGUGUGUCCUCAAUAACAACUAGAAGUUGUGGUUCCAAGUAAUGUUAAUGUUGUAUUGCCUUUCAUUACACUAACAUUCAUAUUGCAGUGUACAAGUGAAAUUAUGAUAACAUUUGUUAUUAUGGAUGGAAUCUGUUCCACUUUAUCCAUUCUAAAAUCUGGAAAACUGCAUUUAUUACCUUUUCUUCUUGUGACUAGUUCAGUGAAAUGAUGCUUUCUAAAAACUGAAAUAAGACA
Melospiza melodia melodia is the source of this 1210-nucleotide messenger RNA. It is a transcript of the gene NECAB1, whose product is annotated as N-terminal EF-hand calcium binding protein 1. Lineage: Eukaryota; Metazoa; Chordata; Aves; Passeriformes; Passerellidae. Gene Ontology annotation, cellular component: cytoplasm. The coding region runs from base 1 to 996 and encodes 331 amino acids. Gene Ontology annotation, molecular function: calcium ion binding. The transcript has 12 exons. Gene Ontology annotation, biological process: regulation of amyloid precursor protein biosynthetic process. The record is from RefSeq and is a predicted model, not a curated record.